ACCUUGGUUCGCCGUCGUCGUUUGUUUUUCGUUCCUCACAGCAUAGAACCACUUCCGCUCAGUCGGUCACUACGGUAGCUGCGUCUGAAAAAUGCUGCGCCAAACAUCACGUGUUUACGUGAGUCAGUCAUGGAGCCACCUUCCGGCUCCUCUCCCUGGAUGUCACCACACACUCUCAGCCUGCCUCCUCCUCACCAGCCACUGCUGACCGGUCCGUCCGAACUGUGACGACAGGGAAGGUGUUUGUGUUGCGCACAAGCCUGGUCCUGCUUUGACACGUGGACACGCCCUCCUCUCUUGUCUAUAUCUUCAGUUCCUUCCUUCUGGUGCUCAGCUCCAUUCGUGUCGACUGCCCAGAGUCCGCGAAUCCCGACCCUCACGCCUGGAUAUCAACGCCUGCACAGCCCAGAAGGCUCAGGACCUGCAGCUCCACAUACUCAUCCCCCCACAUUCCACCCAUAACAGUGUCUGCUCAGACAUGUCCCUGUACAGCUUUGGGCUGGAACCCAUCUCCUGCCACGCCUGGAACAAAGACAGGACACAAAUAGCACUGAGUCCCAACAACAAUGUGGUCAACAUCUACCAGAAGAAAGGGAAGGACUGGAUCAAGAUCGAGGAGCUGACAGAACACAGCGGACGCAUCACAGGGAUCGACUGGGCCCCGGAGUCCAACCGCAUUGUGACCUGUGCUUCGGACCGUAACGCCUACGUGUGGACGCUGAAGGAUGGGACAUGGAAGCCCACUCUGGUCCUGGUGCGCAUCAACCGAGCAGCCACCUGUGUCAAGUGGUCACCCCAGGAGAACAAGUUCGCGCUGGGCAGCGGCGCUCGCCUCAUCUCCGUCUGCUACUUUGAGAAGGAGAACGACUGGUGGUUGAGCAAACACAUCAAGAAGGCCAUUCGCUCCACGGUCCUGAGUCUGGCCUGGCACCCCAACAACAUCCUGUUGGCUGCUGGGUCGGCUGAUCUCCACUGCAGGAUCUUCUCAACCUACAUCAAGGACAUCGAGGACAAGCCUGGCCCCACGUCCUGGGGGGCCAAGAUGCCCUUCGGGGAGGUGAUGAUGGAGCACAAGGACUGCGGGGGCUGGGUCCACAGCGUCUGCUUCUCCCCCAGUGGCGACCAGCUGGCUUGGGUGGGCCACAACAGCAGUAUCACCGUGGCCGACGCCACCCAGAACAAGACGGUCACUCAGCUGACCACUCAGCGACUGCCUCUGCUGAGCGUCCUCUACGUCAACCCAACGGAGAUUGUUGCUGCGGGACACGACUGCUGCCCGUACCAGUACACCUACAAGGGCCCAGGAGCUCUGGAGUUUGUGAAGAAGCUGGACAUCCCCAAGCAGACCACCAAAGUCAACCUGACUGCCAUGAGACACUUUCAAAACCUGGACAAGAAGGCCACAGAGGACGACAGCAAAGAGCUGGACACUCUUCACCAGAACACCAUCACGCAGCUGUGCGUCGUGUCGGGGACCAACCAACGAGUGGAAGAGUACAGCAGUGUGAGCCUGGAUGGUGCUAUGGUCAUCUGGAAGUUCCAGCACUGAGAGGAUGCAGGUGGGAAACGCCUGGAAACUCCUGGAGUUCGUGUUGAGCUACUGAUCAUACACUGGCCAUGAGUCGCUGUCAAUAAACACAAUAUUUCACAUGUAAA
Molecule: messenger RNA, 1656 nt
Organism: Synchiropus splendidus (mandarinfish)
Lineage: Eukaryota; Metazoa; Chordata; Actinopteri; Syngnathiformes; Callionymidae
Exons: 11
Coding region: 479-1549 (356 amino acids)
Biological process (GO): Arp2/3 complex-mediated actin nucleation
Cellular component (GO): actin cytoskeleton; Arp2/3 protein complex
Molecular function (GO): actin filament binding
Source: RefSeq, a predicted model, not a curated record